This is a messenger RNA of Erythranthe guttata (spotted monkey flower), 817 nucleotides long. RefSeq names its product pectinesterase inhibitor 6. Gene Ontology annotation, molecular function: enzyme inhibitor activity. The record is from RefSeq and is a predicted model, not a curated record. Gene Ontology annotation, biological process: negative regulation of catalytic activity. NCBI's taxonomy places the organism in Eukaryota, Viridiplantae, Streptophyta, Magnoliopsida, Lamiales, Phrymaceae.
AUGAACAUUUUUAUAGAUGCUUUAAUAUCAAUUUAGCCCUAUCACUAGUUUGUUUCUUGUUUACUCCAUAAUAUAGACUUCCUAGCUCCUCGUAUUAUGACGAAAGCGAAGUUCGUUAUAGUACCGAUGCUUCUAGCAUGCCUAAUCUUUUCGUGCUCCUCUACUUCUCAAGACGAAAAUGAAAGCGGUUACGUCCGAGAUGCAUGCAGUGUGACGCGGUAUCGCGAUUUAUGUGUCCAUUCUCUAGCACCGUUUUCAAACACGGCCAAACGCAACCCUAUUAGGUGGGCCCGCGCAGGAGUCUCAGUGACCAUAGCGGAAUCCAAGAGGGUGGCCCACUACAUGGCGGUGAUUUCAAAAAACAACAAACGAGCCAAUCAAACGAGACGGAGAAACGGGAUCGCCCUGUCGGACUGCGUGGAGUGCUUUCAAGACACGCUCGAUAAUCUCCACAAAUCCCUCUUUGUUCUUCGAGAGUUGAGUGUGGGAGAAUUUGAUUCUCAAGUGGAGGAUGUGACAACUUGGGUUAGUGCGGCUCUUACCGAUGAAGAUACUUGUCUCGAUGGUUUUGAUGAACAAAGGGGAAAGCGUGUUAGGUAUAUUGUAAAUCGUGUUUCGAAUGUCACUUGUAUGACUAGCAACGCAUUGGCGCUUAUUAACAAACUCGCGACAACUGGCCCGGAUUGUUUAGUGAAUGACUAGAGAUUUGCAUUUGUAUUAUAAGCUAUUUAUGCGUGACUUGAUAAAAUUGCAAUAAUGGUGAACUUUUUUGUAUAUUUUCACAUUAGUCAAUAAAAUUUUUGAAAUCAAUUUUCAG